GCUGCCCGCGCGCCGGGCGGCAUCUCCCGGCCAUGCCCGCGCCCCCCCCCGCGCGCCGGGCCCGCAGCCGCGCCGGGCCCUGAGCCCCGAGCCGCAGCGCACGGGCACCGAGGGGCGGCCCCGCCGAGCAUGGGGAUCCUCUUCAGCAGGAUAUGGAGGCUCUUCAGCCACCAGGAGCACAAAGUAAUCAUUGUCGGUUUGGAUAAUGCAGGGAAAACGACCAUUCUCUAUCAAUUCUCCAUGAACGAAGUGGUGCACACCUCGCCCACCAUAGGGAGCAACGUGGAAGAGAUCGUGGUUAACAAUACGCGCUUUCUGAUGUGGGAUAUCGGAGGGCAGGAGUCUCUCCGCUCUUCAUGGAACACCUACUAUACAAACACUGAGUUUGUGAUAGUUGUUGUGGACAGCACGGACAGAGAGAGAAUUUCCGUGACUAAAGAAGAACUGUACAAAAUGUUAGCGCAUGAGGACUUAAAAAAAGCGGGUUUGCUGAUCUUCGCUAACAAGCAAGAUGUUAAAGAGUGCAUGACGGUAGCAGAAAUAUCUCAGUUCCUGAAGCUGACUUCAAUUAAGGAUCACCAGUGGCACAUUCAGGCGUGCUGUGCGCUAACUGGAGAGGGACUGUGCCAAGGACUGGAAUGGAUGAUGUCAAGACUUAAGAUCAGAUGAUUUUUAAUGACCUCUUUGCACAGACAUUGUUUAAAGAGAGCUGUACCCGUGGUUACCUUCACAGCGGCAGAAUUACUGGGUUAGAUGUAUUUAUACUGAACCGAUUUCAACUUUAUUUUCUACAUAGAUGCACACACAUGUAUGUGUACAUAAAUUAAGACCAUUCAGCGAAAAGAAAGAUGCAGCUGAGGCUCUGCUUUGAUUUCCUGCUUGUUUUCCUCUGAGGAUGCGUUUCAAAGCUGUGAUCAACCUUCUUCCCACGAUACAGCCACUCAGAACAGUCCGGUGUCCGUUGUGGUGAAGAAGCGAGAGGAAGAAGCUUUUCGUUUUGCGUUUUACUAUUCCGUUGUGGUCCUCUCUGGCUGAAGACAUUGGCUUCAUUACUGCAGUGAAUUAGCAAACAAAUCACCGACGUAGAGAUCAACUUUGCAGUAUUUUUAAGGUUACUGAUGUAACAAAUGCAAACAUAUUUUCCUGUAUGCGUACUUGUACAUAGUUGUGUAUAUUUAUACCUCAAUUUUAGGUUGAUUGCAGUCUGUUCAGAACAGUGUAUAAAGCGGAAUCAGCAUUAAUAUUUGA
Molecule: messenger RNA, 1248 nt
Organism: Cuculus canorus (common cuckoo)
Lineage: Eukaryota; Metazoa; Chordata; Aves; Cuculiformes; Cuculidae
Gene: ARL5A
Product: ADP ribosylation factor like GTPase 5A
Exons: 6
Coding region: 130-669 (179 amino acids)
Biological process (GO): protein localization to Golgi membrane; intracellular protein transport; vesicle-mediated transport
Cellular component (GO): trans-Golgi network; cytoplasm
Molecular function (GO): GTP binding; GTPase activity
Source: RefSeq, a predicted model, not a curated record